Kockovaella imperatae is the source of this 1064-nucleotide messenger RNA. RefSeq names its product putative proteasome subunit alpha type 1. The transcript has 8 exons. Lineage: Eukaryota; Fungi; Basidiomycota; Tremellomycetes; Tremellales; Cuniculitremaceae. Gene Ontology annotation, biological process: ubiquitin-dependent protein catabolic process. Gene Ontology annotation, cellular component: nucleus; proteasome core complex; proteasome core complex, alpha-subunit complex. The record is from RefSeq and is a predicted model, not a curated record. Bases 64 to 1023 code for a protein of 319 amino acids.
UCUCAAUCUGAUCGUGUAGCAAGGCAUCUCAUCGACGUCGAGGUCUGCUGAGUCACUACCAGGAUGUUCCGAAACUCCUACGACUCUGACAAUGUUACUUUCUCACCCCAGGGCAAACUCCACCAGAUCGACUAUGCGCUCGAAGCUGUGAAACAGGGAUCAGCAGCCAUUGGUCUGAGGUCAAAGACCCAUGCGGUGUUGUUGACGCUCAAGCGAUCGACUGGAGAGCUAGCGACGUAUCAGAAGAAGCUGAUUCGGAUCGACGAUCACGUUGGCGUUGCGAUCGCAGGCUUGAUGAGUGAUGCGAGAGUGUUGAGCAACUUUAUGCGACAACAGGCUAUGCAGAGUCGAAUGUUGUAUGGUCGUCCAAUUCCCGUUGGUCGAGCAGUGCAAGGUAUCUCAGGUCGUGCCCAAAACAACACCCAGCAGUACGGUCGCAGACCUUAUGGAGUGGGAUUCCUGGUCAUUGGCCGUGAUGAGACUGGACCCCACCUCUUCGAAUUCUCCCCCGCUGGCACCACAUUCGAGUAUUAUGCCCACUCGAUCGGCGCACGAAGUCAAAGCGCAAAAACGUACUUGGAGAAGAACUUCGAAUCGUUUGAAAAUGCUUCCCUGCCUGAACUCAUCAAUCAUGGUCUCUCAGCCCUUCACGAUACACUACAGCAGGACAAAUUCCUCACCAUACAAAAUACCAGUAUCGCCAUCAUUGGUCCCUCAUCUGACGAGGUGGAGGAUAUCUCUAUUAGCGGAGCUGCAAAGAGAGGCAAUUUUAGAGUAUGGGAGAACGAACACGUCGAUCGACUGUUGAGAGCUUGGAGGAGAAGCCGUGGAGAACCGGAAGAUGGACCUCAAGAGGCGGCUCCGGCUCCUGAGGCGACGACUGAGGGCGGAGCAGAGGCGACUGACAGCACAGCGGCUACGGGCGGUGACAGUUCGUCUACCGAGGCGGCGUCUGCUCCUGCAUCGGGUGACGCCCCGUCUAGCGGGACUGGGGGGAGCGGAGACGAUGUCGAGAUGCAGUAGACGAGUCAAACUCAUGAUGACACAUGCAAUGGAAUGGCACA